Geodia barretti is the source of this 2042-nucleotide messenger RNA. The record is from the annotation of a GenBank genome assembly. NCBI's taxonomy places the organism in Eukaryota, Metazoa, Porifera, Demospongiae, Tetractinellida, Geodiidae.
GUCAUGUCGUCCUUGCACAUCCCAUGGCUGGCCCUGGUGCAGAGUAAUAAGCGACUAGACCGUGAGAAAGGUCUGCAGCAGCUCCAGGAGUCGGUGAAUGAGGGUAGACUGGGGGAGGAGGAGAGGAGGGAGGGUGAGAGAGAGGUCUCUGAACUGGUGACCUCUCUGACCUCUCCCUGGGAGGCCAAACAUGGCGGUCUCAUGGCAGCAACGGUCCUCCUGCCUGGAGCCUCACCUCAAUUCAUGGAGAAGAUGAAGGGGGAGGUCCCUUUGCUAUUGGAAUAUGAUGAAUCUAGAGUGAGACUUGCUGCUGGUGAGGUGGCAGGUGUGCUGUGGGGGGGGGUGUAUGGAGGUGCUACCCUACAUCACUGGAGGUAUAGAGGGCAACCUGGAGCGAGACAGUGGAGAGGUUGACACUCAACUGACCCAGAAACUGAGCCAAUCCUCCUCCUCCUCCUCUCCUGAGAAUAGCCACACCGAAGAUAGAACAGAGAGAGGCAGCAUGUGGUGGAGAAGUGUGGCAGUGCCUUUGAACAUAUCUGACCUCUGACCUCUGACCUUCUCCAGCUGGUGUUCACAUGUCUGAGUCACACCAACAGGUUUGUUAGAGAGACUGGCCACAGAGUCAUCGCCGCCUUCAUCUCCAUUCCUGGGUUGUCUACUGCCAGUGUGUCAGCCUUUUGGCCUGACAUUGCCAGAAACAUGGCCAAGGGUCUCUCUGAUAAUUGGAGUCAGGUGAGGAUGUCAUCUUCAGUGGCGACACGAGUGUUCCUGACUCAGCUGCCAUCUCUUGAGGCAAGAGAACCUUACUUCCCAUCCCUCCUACCUCCCCUCUGCCUCAACAGGUACAACACACAAUUACUUACCAUUAGUUACUGCCAGGGAAGUUUAGCCAUAACUAUACAACUGUGGGUGUGGUCCCCAGGCAUUAUGUAGCUGAAGGUGUGAGGCUGUACUGUCAGGAGACGUAGAAAUUAGUCACAGAAAUGAAAGGAGUUCAACUCGUUGAGAAAUACAUUGCACAGGUGGUGGAGUUCUAUAUCUCACAGACAGAGGCAGCCAACCAUGCAGUGAGAGAGGCAGCUUGUGCCUGUAUUGCUGAGCUGGGCACAAAGGUGUCUCCUGGAGUUCUGGGACCUCACAUCCCAGACCUGGUGAAGGUUCUUCUGCAGUGUUUCAGAGAUGACAGCUGGCUGGUCAGAGAUGAGCCAGCAGCGUGUCUGGCACAUGUGGGAACUUCAUGUCGUCGCUUCCCCGAAGAGUGUCCGACGUCUCUGUCUCAGCUCCUCCCUCUCUUCUUCUCCAGUCUGGAGGACUCCCAUGCCUCCGUCAGACAGGGGGCUGCCUCCUCUCUCUCCACUCUCGUCAUCCGUCUAUGGUAUAAACAACUGAGUGAGGUGGAGGAGACGGUGAUGUCAGUACUCAAGAGAGAAUACCUCUGGCUGCCACCCAGCCUCUCACUGACUCCAGGUACAAGGUUCUAUAUUCUACUUCUCUAUCACAUUCACACACACCCUGGACUGGACCCGAGACCUGCGGUGUUUGGAGUAGUCCAGAGACUGAAUGACAUCCCCCUGGAUGACCCCACCCACACAGACCAACAGAUGUACUCGUGUGGGUCUCUGGCUCCCAAGAUGAGGAGAGGUGGAUGUAUGGACACUCACUUCCAGAGACCAGCUGAACCCUGGGAGAAGACUGAGGGAUGUAUCCACCUGCUGGCAGAGCUGAGUCAACAGAAGGGGAUGGGGGACAAGGUGUCCUCCCUCCUGCCGGCCCUGGGGGAGGUGGCCCGUCACCACGGGUACCGCCAGCACCUGUCUCUCCUGGAGACCCUCCUCCACAGACUCCCCCACCUGGCCAGGGGCCUCGGGAAGAGACCCUUCAAGAGACAUCUCGAGCUCUUCAUCGACACCAUUUUCUAUGGAGCCGCCAGUGACAGUGCACUGGUAAAGGCAGCAGCUGCAGACUGUCUCACUUUGCUGAGUCAGUAUCUUGGCCACGUCAUUCUGAGAGGUCGAAUAGAGCAGCACUCUCCUCAGUAA